Molecule: messenger RNA, 3297 nt
Organism: Stylophora pistillata
Lineage: Eukaryota; Metazoa; Cnidaria; Anthozoa; Scleractinia; Pocilloporidae
Product: putative 3',5'-cyclic phosphodiesterase pde-5
Biological process (GO): signal transduction
Molecular function (GO): 3',5'-cyclic-nucleotide phosphodiesterase activity; protein binding
Source: RefSeq, a predicted model, not a curated record
UACUCUCUCUUAGCAAUGAAGAUAAACAUUACUUGUGGUUCGUUCGUCUUUCUGUGAAAGGAAAACUUGACAUGAGAGGAAACCAGUUUCGAAAAUAUUGAUGUCGAGUCCUUCACGUCAGGUUGGAAAUCGUCGCCUUCCUCCUCUACCAAGCGGUUCGCGUUAUAGCCCGAUUUAUCAGCGCGCUUCAAACGGUCAUGGAACUUCUCCUGUUUCUCAGGCAAAGGCAGCGAAAGGGCCUGUUAGCAAUCGAACAUCAAACAGCCAUGGUCAGAGCAGUCACAUUACCCACAUUGAUCUGACCGCAAGCUUUGGCGAUGGACCGUUUCGGCCAGCGUUGGUACAGGGAAAAGCGAUAGGAAAUGGCCAAGAUGUCGAUGAAGAGGCGGUGCGUAAUUUUCUCCGAGCAAACCCUGUGUUUUUGGAAGAUUAUGUGAUGAAAUAUGUGGAUCAAGACCGUUUGGAACGAUGGCUCAUUAGGAAGACGCGAAAACUGAAGAAUAAAGUGGGGAAGAAGCCUGCAAGUUCUCUUGAUCAUGACAAUAAUAAACAAAGUGACCCGCACCGUCCGUCUCUGUCGAAGUGGAAGUUUUGUGUACACAGUGAAAAGAAGAAAAUGUUGGAAGAGUUGACAAAUGAUAUUCAUCAGUCACCAAACAAGCAGAAGGUGUUGAUGGAGUUGGCUAACUGUAUUGCAUCAGCUUGUCAUGCAGAUUCGUUCACUUUGUAUUUAGUUGAUGCUACAGGAAAGGCAUUGUUCAUCUACAAUCCUAACCAUCCAGAAGGGAGGACUUCAUCAAAUAUCCAGAUAAAAGAUGGAAGCACAAUUGCAGCUUUUGUAGCUUUUACUCAAAAGCCAUUCAGAACAAAUGAAGUGUUGGGGGAUUACCGUUUUCCAGAAGGAAUUGGACUGGAAGAUAGCACUGCACAGUCUGUGUUAUGUCAGCCAAUCAUUCAGUCAAAUGGUGAACUCAUCGGUGUUAUUGAGUUAUGUAGGAGACUUGGCCAUGAAGCUUUUGGAGAAGAAGAUGAUGAGAUUGUCAACAGCUACCUAGUGUGGGGUGGAAUAUCACUGUAUUAUGCAGAGAUGUUCCAAAACAUGCAAAGACACAGAAAAUUGACAGAGUUUCUACUAAAUGUGACAAGGUCAAUCUUUCAAGAUAUUGUCAGCAUGGAUACAGUGAUUAUGAAGAUUAUGAAUUAUGCGCAAACUUUGGUGGAUGCAGACAGAACAUCACUCUUUCUCGUGGACAACAGAACAAAUGAAUUGUAUGCCAGGAUAUUUGAUAUAGGAGGGAGUCUUGAGGACAGCAGAUCAUCAAAUCUUCAAAAAGAAAUCAGGUUUCCUAAAACAAAGGGUGUGGCAGGCCAUGUAGCCACCACAGGAGAGACCCUGAACAUUGCAGAUGCCUAUCAUGAUGAAAGAUUUAACAGGGAAAUUGACCUUCAGACUGGGUACACCACUACCACGUUGCUUUGUAUGCCAAUUUUCAUCAGAGGAAAUAUUAUUGGAGUUGUUCAGAUGGUGAACAAAAAGAGUGGAGUGUUCACAGCAUCAGAUGAAAAGUCUUUUCAGACGUUUGCAAUUUACUGUGGCUUGGCUCUCCAUCAUGCUAAGCUUUAUGACAAGAUAAGGAGGUCGGAGCAAAAGCACAGGGUCGCAUUGGAAGUCCUUUCAUAUCACAGCAAAUGUUCUGAACGUGAGCUUACAAACUCCCAAGAGAUGCCAGUUCAAGAACCUUUCCCAUCUCUGGAAUCGUAUAAAUUUGAUUCAUACUCACUAGUUAGAGAUGGAACAGACUUCAUGCCGAGUCUCGUCAUUCAAAUGACAAAGAACCUCUUCUCGCUUCAAAGAUUUGGAGUUGACGAACUGUGGCGGUUUGUGCUUACAGUGAAGAAGAAUUAUCGAGACGUUCCAUACCACAACUGGACUCAUGCCUUCGCUGUAGCACAUUCCAUGUAUCUCGUUAUUCGGUCUGGAAACGAAAAAUUCACAGCACUCGAGGCCCUGGCCAUGUUCUUUGCCUCCUUGUGCCAUGACUUGGAUCACCGCGGUCGCACCAACUCAUGGAUGAAGAAUGAACAGACACCCCUGGCUGCUGUGUACAGCACUUCAACUAUGGAACAUCAUCAUUUCAACCAAACCAUCACCAUCCUUCAGCAUGAAGGCCACAACAUUUUCUCUCACCUAAGUCCGGCAGAGUACAAAACAGUGCUUGGUUACAUGAAGGAGUGCAUUCUUGCCACAGACCUGGCGUUGUUUUUCGGUAACAAGUCUAAACUGAAUGAUAUGGUGGAAAAAGGACAAUUCACUUGGGACAACCAAGAGCACAGGAAGCUGUUACGUGCCAUUUGUAUGACGGCUUGUGAUUUAUCUGCCUGCACAAAGCCCUGGGAAAUUCAGUUGGAGAUUGUAAGGGUCAUAUACCAAGAGUUUUACGCUGAGGGUGAUCUUGAAAAGGCUCAGGGAAAAACACCCAUUGCAAUGAAGGACCGCAACACAGCGCAUGAAUUGCCGGCACAUCAGGUUGGCUUUCUGGUUGGAAUCUGUUUACCUUGUUAUGAGCUCUUGCAGAAGUGUAUACCUGACACAAAACCACUUGUGGAAGGAUCUCAAGCAAAGCUGACAAAAUGGUCGAGGAUGGCUCAACACAACAGAAAUGCCAUAGAAUCCAUGAAUCCGCCUUCAGACGAUUCAAGUAAGGAAGACCAAGAAGAAAACGAAGAAAAAAGCAGCGAAGCUGGCGAGAAAGAAGGGGAAAGGGAAGAAAAGAAAACGAGUGGCAGUGACGAGAAGGAGAAGGGUGCUGCGGAGACACGAGAUAAUCAGAGUGACAAGAAAGAGGAAGCAAAAGAGGAAAAGGGUGGGAAGGAUGAAUCCAAACUGGUGGAAGGUGCAGCAGAAGAGAGUAACGAGGGAAAUGCUUCUCCUUGAUGUUCACAUUGUUCCUUUUUCUCUGUAGCCAAAUGUCCUCUUUGUCUUUAGUUUCCUUUCGGUAGAAAUUGUAUUCCUUAACACGAAGUAUUCCUGUAAGGAAAGCGUUACAUUGACGAUCUCUUUACUUGUCACAAACAAGACGAGAUCGGUCACGAAUGAUCACAGUCAAGAGAUUGUAAACUGUUCAUAAUCUCUUGUUAGAGGACUUUAUGAUUUGAUCAGGUUGAAUGUGUAGAUUUUCUUAGAGAAAAUUUACUACUAGUACAAGUUUUCCUGGGGAAUUAUUAGGGAGCUUUAGCAACGACUACGGGGACGACAACGACAACGGCAGAAAACAAUAGGCUUAAUUAGCAAAAAAA